Molecule: messenger RNA, 1403 nt
Organism: Hordeum vulgare subsp. vulgare (domesticated barley)
Lineage: Eukaryota; Viridiplantae; Streptophyta; Magnoliopsida; Poales; Poaceae
Product: glyceraldehyde-3-phosphate dehydrogenase 1, cytosolic
Exons: 12
Coding region: 150-1163 (337 amino acids)
Biological process (GO): glucose metabolic process
Molecular function (GO): NAD binding; oxidoreductase activity, acting on the aldehyde or oxo group of donors, NAD or NADP as acceptor; NADP binding
Source: RefSeq, a predicted model, not a curated record
GCCUUUUCCUCUCCUGGGCUCCUGGCUUUAUAAAACCGGCCGCUUAAACCCUCCCCACCUCUCCAUAUCCGCUUCCAGACACUUCCCCCGUCCCCAGCGAACCUCCCCACCACCAUCUCGCGUCGCGGCGUCAGUUCCACUCCUUCGCCAUGGGCAAGAUUAAGAUCGGAAUCAACGGUUUCGGAAGGAUCGGGAGGCUCGUCGCCAGGGUCGCACUCCAGAGCGACGAUGUCGAGCUCGUCGCCGUCAACGACCCCUUCAUCACCACCGAGUACAUGACGUACAUGUUCAAGUACGACACAGUUCACGGCCAUUGGAAGCACAGUGACAUCAAGCUCAAAGACGACAAGACGCUGCUCUUCGGCGAGAAGCCAGUUACUGUCUUUGGCGUCAGGAACCCUGAGGAGAUCCCGUGGGGUGAGGCUGGUGCUGAUUACGUUGUGGAGUCCACCGGUGUCUUCACUGACAAGGACAAGGCCGCUGCUCACUUGAAGGGUGGUGCCAAGAAGGUGGUCAUCUCUGCCCCAAGCAAAGAUGCCCCUAUGUUUGUGGUUGGUGUCAAUGAGGACAAGUACACCUCGGAUGUUAACAUUGUCUCAAAUGCUAGCUGCACCACUAACUGCCUUGCUCCCCUAGCUAAGGUCAUUAAUGACAACUUUGGUAUUAUUGAGGGUCUGAUGACCACUGUUCAUGCCAUCACUGCCACACAGAAGACCGUUGAUGGUCCCUCAAGCAAGGACUGGAGAGGUGGCAGGGCCGCAAGCUUUAACAUCAUCCCCAGCAGCACUGGUGCUGCCAAGGCUGUUGGUAAGGUUCUUCCUGAGCUGAAUGGCAAGCUUACCGGUAUGUCUUUCCGGGUUCCCACUGUGGAUGUGUCAGUUGUUGAUCUCACUGUUAGAACCGAGAAGGCUGCAUCAUAUGAUGACAUCAAGAAGGCUAUCAAGGCUGCUUCCGAGGGAAAGCUCAAGGGUAUCAUGGGUUACGUUGAGGAAGAUUUGGUCUCCACCGACUUCGUUGGUGACAGCAGGUCCAGCAUCUUUGAUGCUAAGGCUGGAAUUGCUCUGAACGACCAUUUCGUCAAGCUUGUCUCGUGGUAUGACAACGAGUGGGGUUACAGCAACCGUGUUGUCGACCUGAUCCGCCACAUGGCCAAGACCCAGUAGAGCGUUCUGCUUUCCUUGUGGCGCCUGGUCAGAGGUGCCCCUUUGUCUAUGGGAAUAAAUGUGGAUGGUGUCGCUAGACGCCUGGUUCAUGUUAGUUGGACAUGAGUUACCAUCUGUUUUUCCGCACCGAGUUGCUAGUCAAGUACUCUUGAUUUAUGUAAAUCGUUCAGUCCAUUUACAACUUCUGUUUGCCUGAGUAAGUGUUUGAUGUUUACAGCCUGAGUAAGUGUUUGAUGUUUA